AUGCAGACAGCCCUUCAUCAGCCCAUGGGGAUGACACUCUUGGCUGAUGCCGCUACUUCGUCCCUCACGGCUCUCAAAGGCUCUACCACAUCUUCUGCUUUAACUUCGUUAACCGUGCCUCCGGAGCCUGCACGGACGGUCGUCACAGUCUACACUCCGGGGCAGGAGGCCAUCGUUCAACUGGUCGCGGAUAUCCUCGGCAAGCCAUGGACCACCGAAACCUCGCUGUCUACGUUUGGCCGGGGCAGCAAUGCUGUCGUCGUGGGGUUUCUCGCCACGGAAGAUUCCAUUCCAAGCUUACAAGUGGAUGACCAGACGGCCUGUGUUCUGGUCAACACGCAUUGUGUCGACGAUGGAUCGUUUCCGGAUGACGCACUCACCGAGCGCUGCCAUUAUGAGUUCCUGUACUCUUUGCGCAGUCCUUUCUUUCGCCGCGACCUGACGCGCUUCUUGUCGCUGAUCCUGGGCCAGACUCGGCCGCAUGAGGACCUGAAGACCAAGAACCGGACCAACUUCAUCUCCACGACGUUUCCGGAUGUGCAUGCGGCCCUGCCAAACCUCGACAUUCUCUCUGUGGGGUCGGAUGCUGUUGAAAUCCGCGUGGAUCUGCUGGUCGAUCCUGAACCACCCCAGGGGGCUGAGACAUCCGUGCCGAGCCUUCGCUACGUAGGGCAGCAAUUGAUGUUGCUUCGGCAGCAUACGGAGUUGCCCAUUAUUUUCACCACCCGGUGCACCAAGGAGAACGGCAAGUUUCCGAUGGAUGACCCGAUGCUUUUCUACAAAUAUCUCCGGCGGGCGAUUCAGUGGGGAGUGGAGUACAUUGAUGUGGAGCUGUGGUUGCCCGAAGACAUCCGGAGACGGCUGUCAGAGGUCAAAGGAAAUAGCAUCAUCAUGUCUGCGUUCCACGACUUCUCGGGGGCGUGGAAGUGGACGUCGCCAGAGGCACCCCGGAUCUUUGCGGAAAGCGCCAAGUACGCGGACAUUGUCAAGAUGAUCGCCAUGGUGACUACGAUCGAGGCCAACUACGAACUGGAGUACUUCCGAUCGACGAUCAAGGGGACCUACGGGCCCUACCCACUCCUCUCAGCGGUCAACAUGGGUCAACUGGGGCAGCUUUCGCGUGCGCUCAACACGGUGUUUUCGCCCAUCACGCAUCCGCUACUGCCGAUGAUUGCCGCGCCCGGCCAGCUGACCGCCGCCGAGAUCAACGAGGCCCUCCACAUCAUGGGACAGCUUCCCAAGCGGGAUUUGUACGCCAUUGGAUCCUUCCGAUCCACGCCGCAAUCGAUGUUCAUGGAGAAAUGCUUCAAUGAGCUCAGUCUGCCGCACACGCUGACCUCGAUCGACCGGGGUCCCUCGGGCUCGAUCGAGCGGGUGAUCACGCAGCCGAGCUUUGGGGGAGCCUCCGUUCACCCGCCAAUCACCAGUGGCACGAGCAGUAUCCCAGCCAUCAGCGAAGCAGCGCAAGCGAUCGGGCUGGUGGAUACUAUCGUGGCGAUGCGGGGCUCUGGGCGGCCACAGCAGGCACCAUCGCCGCAACAGCAGUUGAUGGGGGAGAAUGCGACGUGGAAGGGAAUUCGGGCGACGUUGACACGGGACUAUGUGCCGUCGGCGUACCGGGGACGAGCAGCCAUCAUCUUAGCGGGGAGCGAGAGCGAAGCAUCGGCGACGAUCUUUGCGUUGCGCAGUCUGGGAGUGGGCGCGAUCCACACGGUCGGGUUUCGGGCGCGCGGCCCGCUGGCGGAGGGACUGGAGCCGUUUACGUCGAUCCAAUCGGUGAAGAUGGUGGAGCAGCCGUUUGUGAUGGUGUCGGCGCUGCCCCCAGAGAAGUCACUGCUGGUGCAGCCGUUGCUGCGGCACUACCGGACGAGUGGACGCACGUCGCCGCCGUCGACUCGGGGGAAAGUGUACCUGGACUUGACGCGGGGAGAGCGCACGGGGGAUCCCGUGGGGGUUGCAGUGCGAGCAGGCUGGACGGCGUAUGGGAUUGAAGAUGUCGAUGCAUGGACGACGGUGGAGACGCUGCGACUGCUGGUGGGACAGAAUGUACCGUUUGAUUUUGUACCUACACCAACUCCAUCCUCUCCAUCCUCUCCAUCCCUCCUAUGCACAGGCAAUGCCAUGUCCCGCCCCCAGGUCAGCAUCGACCGUCUCACUCCCCGUCGCGUCCAUGCCGAACCCCGCGAAUCAAUGAACUGCAAGUCUUGCAGAAAACGAAAGGUCUUCCAGUGUCCAUGCAUCUAUGGUCUGGUCCCUCUUGUCUGCCACUCCAACCCCGAACUUUUACUCAUUCUGCUAGACGCCGUUCCCAAAAAGCGGGGACCCAAAACCGAUGUCCUGGAGGCCCUGUUGAAGCGUGUCGACGGGCUGGAAAAACGCCUCCAGGAAGACUCGCCGAUUUCCCCUACCUCGGCUACUUCUCCCGUCAAAUCCAUGGACCAGCAACUGCUGCCAUCCGCCUCGACGCCAUUCCAGUUCCCCCCGGCGCCUCAUGGCUUUCCCCCUCCCCCGCAAUCGCAGCCGCCGCCGCAGCAACACCGGCUGCCGGAUGCCAUGUUGGACACCUAUUUUGCUCGCCUACAUGGGAAGCCCUAUUGGAUUCUGGACGAAACGGCGACCCGUCAACGACAUCAGCAUGGACAAUUGCCGGUGCAUUUGUCUAUGGCCAUUUAUGCCCUAACUCUGAGAUAUACGACGCCGAAUCCACCGCAAGGGAGCCUGGAGUAUGCUCGUCAGGCAAGACGGCUGGUCGAUAUUGACAACCCGUCUAUCGAAGGGACCCAGUCUCUGCUAUUGCUCUGCCAUACCUUUUUCGCCUAUGGGUGUGGCAAAACAGCCUAUAUGGUAUUAGCCAAUGCGGUGUCCAUGACCCUGGCGUUGGACUUGUAUCGAGAAGCACCCGCAGCGCUGCCCGCGGCAGAACGCGAGAUGCGACGGCGUCUAUUCUGGACCGUCUACGUGAUGGAUCGCUUUCUCACCUGUGGCUCCAAGCGACCGUGUCUUAUUGCCGACCAUUCCAUCGUCCUGCGUCUUCCGGGCAGCGGGUCUGAAACGGGCGAAUGGUUUAAUCCGGUCGGCCCUAAUAUCCACUACUCCCCGGAUCGUCGCAAAGGCCCUGGUGGCCCGGCCCUGUUGGUCGACAUUACGCGCAUUUUGGGCGUCACGCAUCGCUACCUCGCCGCAGGAGGCGUCAAAGGCGACUCACACUUUCCCUGGCACGCCCUCUCCAAUCUGUCCAAGAUCCGCCAGGAACUCGACCUCUGGGCCGCCGGCACACAGGAUUUGUUUGCAUCGAUCGAGACGCUGUUCGGCCAUCCAGAGAGCACGCUGCUGCUCCUGAGCAAGCUUAUCUACCACCUCGUGCACUGUCUGCUCUAUCGGCCCUUCCUCCCCAUCGACCUGGUCGAGCUGCGCGGCACGGGACAGCAUCAGUCGUGGCAGAUCGAGGCAACGACGCUCUGCUUUUCGCAUGCCAACGCCAUCGCCGAGCUGGUGGAGCUGGCCCGACACGCGCCACGCAUCGAGUGGCCCGCCCUGGUGGCAUACUGCGUGUGCACGGCUGGCACCGUACACGUACACGGAGUCCAUUACCACGGGCGCGAGGGCGAAGUGUUUGCGUCGAGUGCAGACUUUCUCGCACGCGAGAUGCACCAGCUGUCGUGGCUGCGGCAGUACUGGGCGGGGGUGCAGCACCAGCGGGAGAUGCUGCAAAGUAUUUCAGCGUGCCAUGCCGAGCUGGUACGGACAAUGGCGGCGCGACCGGUGCGGUUUGCCCCGGUGUUCCACCUCGAGGACUUCCUGGACCGGUAUCCGGGGCUGGCCGUGGAUGGGGCGCAUUUGCGCUUAGUGGACGGAGACGAACCACUCAUGUACCCUCCCGCAUCGACUCUACCCUCCCAAGGCCGAGGAUCCAUCAGCUUCCAGCCAUCGCCGACAUGGCCACAACCCGAGCUCGCUCUACCCGAAAGCAGUCUAGGCUUCUCACCAGGGGUGAGCAACUCCCCUGCACCAUUCCUCUCCGACCCUUUCACCGCACCAACACCGCCCGCACAGCCCCAGUACGCGACGUUUCCGUUUGAAGCCACGCCGGGCGGACCGGCACUGACGCCGGACGCCCCGUCACAAGGCAGCUCCAGCGCCACCGCAACAGGCACAGCUGCAGGAGCAGCAACAGGAACGGGCGAAGGAGAAAAAGACCCGUUUCUGAGUCUGCUGGAGCAGCUGGCAGAAAACGAGCAUUCGCAGGGCGGACCCAGCGAGCUGGACUUUUUCCUGGGCGAGGGGCUAGAUAUGGUGAUGCCCGAGGUGGAGGUGGAGAAUCCUUGA
Messenger RNA from Aspergillus welwitschiae, 4326 nucleotides. RefSeq lists its product as uncharacterized. Lineage: Eukaryota; Fungi; Ascomycota; Eurotiomycetes; Eurotiales; Aspergillaceae. Gene Ontology annotation, biological process: DNA-templated transcription. Gene Ontology annotation, cellular component: nucleus. Bases 1 to 4326 code for a protein of 1441 amino acids. The transcript has 6 exons. The record is from RefSeq and is a predicted model, not a curated record. Gene Ontology annotation, molecular function: 3-dehydroquinate dehydratase activity; zinc ion binding; DNA binding.